Molecule: messenger RNA, 952 nt
Organism: Nestor notabilis (Kea)
Lineage: Eukaryota; Metazoa; Chordata; Aves; Psittaciformes; Psittacidae
Gene: FAM117A
Product: family with sequence similarity 117, member A
Exons: 7
Source: RefSeq, a predicted model, not a curated record
CCAGUGUGCCCUGUGCUGCUGCUGCCGUGGAGAAGAGCUGCCGUCCCCGGCAGCCCCGCGUGCGACGCACCUCUUCGCUGGACACCAUCGUGGGCUCCUACCUGCUGGGACAGUGGCCACGGGAUGCUGAAGAAGCUUCCACUUCAUGCAUGAAUGACAAAGCUACCCAGACUCCAGUGUCGUGGCGUGAUGUGGAAGUGGGGAAGGCCAGCUCCAGUGCUCACAAGCGUUCUGCCUCCUGGGGUAGCACAGACCACCGCAGCGAGAUUGCCAAACUGAAGCAGCAGCUCCAGAGGACAAAGCUCCGUGGCAGAGACAAGGAGAAGAGCUGCCCGCUGCAGGGGGACCACGCUGUCCUCGCGUCGCUCCGGGACUCUCCUUCAGGCUUCCUUUCUCCAUCUCCCGUUUUGAGGCUCAGCCCCUGCUUGCACAAGAGCCUGGAAGGUCUAAACCAGGAACUGGAGGAAGCGUUUGUGAAGGAACAGGGAGAUGAAGAGCUGCUGCGGCCCCCGGGGAGGCUGCCAGCAGAAGAACCCUCCUCUGCAGCAGACGAGGUGCAGCCAGAGCCCAAAGAGAAAGAGGAGGGCAGCCCCUCCCCAGUGCUGGCCUUCGCCUCCUCCCCUCGCCCCAACCACAGCUACAUGUUCAAGCGGGAGCCUCCGGAGGGAUGCGAGAAGAUCCGGGCCUUUGAAGAGGCUUCCUCCCCCAGCCCUGAGCAGCCUUUCCAGCCUUCCUGCCCGGAUAAGAACAAAGUGCAUUUCAACCCCACCGGUUCUGCCUUCUGCCCCGUCCGCCUGGUGCAGCCUCUCUUCCCAAACAUGGGCUUCCUCUUCAGGAGCUUCCCAGCUCCUUCCAGCGCCGGCACGGGCCCGCUGAUGUCCUGCCAGCCCCCAGCCCCCUUCCUCGGGGUGCGGGAGGAUGCUGCGGACGAUGGCUUCAGCGACGUGCCCAC